AUGAUGCGCGAUCUUCGCGACUCAAUCGAUCAGUUUUCCGGAAGUACUGUAAAAGUUGAAAAUGAAUUAAAACAAAGAAAUGUUAAUUGGUUGAACAAAGGUAUAGUCAAUAGCUUAGCGGAUUGGUCAGCUUUAGACUUUGACCCUCUCGAAGAACAAGCCCUUUUACAUGAAAAUUCUAUUUCACUUGUUAAUAACGAUUCUACAGUUCCUAACAGUAUAGACGUGAGCAAUUUGAAAAUAGCUGGCAAAUGUUUUCAAUAUUUAACGACAACGAGCAGUGGAGUGUACAAAAACAUGCAUAUUUACUCCGUCCUGACUUAUGAGAACGUACAAAAGAAGAUGUUUUCAGACAAACUUCUUCACAAACACAUUGGCUAUGAAUUAAAACUGGCUCUGCGAAUGGGUUUAUGGUUCACUCCAUCAGUCAGUAUGAAUCUCAAAAAAGUCAAAGUGAGAAAAAAAGACGAUAUAGAAAAGCACACCGAUGGUUGUGGUCGCAUAAGUAUCCCUGUGGCAAGAGAGAUGAGUACAAGAUGGAAAGAAGGGCGAAAAUACAAAAAUGUUCCUUUUAGUGCCCAAAGCAUUGGCCCUACGGCUUGGAAUUCUGGUACAUUUCAAGAUAGCGAGAUUGAGUACGAUGAGACUGUGCAGCAGCCAGAAUAUUACUCAGCAUUUCAAGUCCGUCUAGAUGGAUUUAAAGGCAUGCUUGUUGUUGAUCAAAGUCUUGGUUCAAAAAGAAUCAUCAAACCUUCGCCUAGUCAGGAAAAAUUCAUGUCACCAGAAAUACAAGGUCGUUGGAGUUAUAAAAGUAUUGAGAUGGUACAAUGUUCACAGCCCAUGGUAGGGGCACGCCUUAAUUUAGCACUUAUUUCUCUCAUUGUCUCUUGUGCCAAAGAUUCCAAAGAUAUGCAAGCAUAUAUCACCGGCUUAGCAAUUGAUGAUUUAAAAAAGCGGUUAAACAAACAAAAUAGAAAGGAUGCGAUUGAAUUUUCUAUAAAACAUAACGAUGUGAAAUCAUUCAAUAUGUUAGGAGCUGGUUGCCCUUUACUUGAGACGUUUUUGGCUGGUUAUUAUCAGAAUUAUAUGCGUCGUUUCAAAAUUGUUGUAGAGAAGUCGCGUCGUUUGUUUGGUGUUGCAGAUUUUUGGCAUGUAUUAACAUCGGGAGAAGUUUUCGUACAAGUCUCGAAUCUAAAAGAAUUCUCAAAGCAAAAAGUUUUGGUCACGAAAGAACCAUGCUUUCAUCGAGGUGAUCUGCGCACAUUCACGACUGUUACAUUACAAGACCUCGAGAAACGAAAAAAUGGAAGAUGCCUUACUGGGCUAAAGGAUGUGAUUGUUUUUAGUUGUUGUAAGCAUGAGCCACCGGAACCGGAAAAAAUAUGUGGUAGUGAUCUCGAUGGCGAUCAGUACUUCGUUUGUUGGGAUCAAAAUAUCGUUGGUAAGCUUAGGGAUCCUCUGUAUGACGCUAGUAACUUUGAUCCGACUAAGAAAGAAAAUCUUGAAAAAGUGUACAGCUCUAAAGUCACAAAUGUAGCUAAAAAUCUAAUACAACGGGAAAAACACUACGCUGAGAACAUACCCAGUGAAAGUACAAGUUCAAUUUUUAAACUUUCAUCUGAUGAAGAGAAAUUAUUACGGUAUCAUCAUCAACCGGCCAAUGAAUUCGAAAAUGAUGUGGAAGAAAGAAAGUAUCGAUUAGAAAAAUGCAACAACCUAGAUGAAGUCUCGAAAGUAAACGUUAUAGAAAAAUCAGAAGAACUUGAUAUUGUUACUACGCUAAUGCAUCACAAAGCUGCAAUGAACGCAACAAAUAUCGCUGAUAAUCCAGUUUUGUUUUCAGUUCAAGAUAUAUUUGAUAUUCAUAUGAGAAUAAUGGAUAAUUUGAAAGCUGAAUGGACGACAGAUGAGAACUGGAAACUAAUGGAACAACUUUGUCAAAUUAUAGCUAUAGUUGUCGACUCAGCUAAGUCAAACGUGAUGACUUUCAAAAAGCCUGUAUUAGAAGAUCUUCAUUUAAAUGAAUUGCCCAAAAAUCCUCAUUACGACCCAUCGAAAAGAAAAAACGAUUGUAAAUAUUCGAGCUCUCCUCUUGGUCAAAUUUAUGAUGCUUUGCAAAGAGAACUUCGAAAUGACUUAUUAGGACAUUUGCAAUUAUCUGAUCAUAUUGACAGCACGGAUCAAAUCAAUCAUAACACUCUAUACGAUGAAAUUUGUGAAUUGAAACUAAGCUUUCUGCUUCAUUACACGAAAAGGCAAUAUCAUUCUGAUACUGAAACAUUAGGAACAAACUUUGAUGAAAGCUUCAAUACACAACAUCAAAAUUCUGAUACAGAAAACCACGUUUUUAAUACAUCGCUACAGUCAAUAAUACCUCGUCUGCAUAUAAAGGACAUCUAUAAGUGGUACGAAAAUGAAGUUAAACCAUUAACAAAUACGAGUCUAUUGAAAAAAGAAGCAGCAUGCACGAUGCUUUGGAAAGUAAUUAUGUUAUCAAGUUUAACAGCUAGAUCUUCUUCAAGAUUACAAAUUUUCUAUCUUAAUGAGCAAGAAAGUCUAAUCGAUGUGGGGUUGGAAAAUGUUAUUAAUAGUAUUGAUAUCAAUUGUCCAUUUUUAUGUAUAACACAAGACCUGUAUGAAGAUUUGCAACAGAUUUCGUCUGAAUCUUUUCGUUUCCCCAAUAUUUCUAGUGGAACAUUCUUUACAAUAGAACAACAUCACACAGCCUUAUUGAUCGAACGACUUAGCAUAUUGAUCGAGAAAACAUUUUGGCGAGAUCUAAAGUUACCUUAUCCAGAUUGUGCGAGACUAACGCGCUUAAUUAACAAAGACUCCAAAUUGAGCCCUGUGACAUUUGAUGAAACUCAUAGUUUAUUCGAGAUGUAUUCGCAGGAAUGCCUUCAAAAACCAGUUAUUACAGGUACGCUCAUUACAGAUCCAUCUGGAAUGGAUAGCGAUGACGAUGAUAAUAAUAAUCAUAAUGGUAAUAGUUCUCUUCUGCCGAAUCUUCAAGAGAUUGAUAUAUGCAAACCGAAUAAUCCUCCUGCUUAUGUGCUUUCAAAACUUCGUGAUAUCCUAGGUUGUCUUCUAUGUUUUCGUGAGACAUGGAGUUCAACUCAGUCUCAAAAUUGCCGAUCAGCUCUUUGUGAGAAAAUAGCUGAUAUUUCUUUUCAUCAGAUUCAAAUGUGCAAAUAUCAAAAAGUUCUUCAAGAAGUUCGCGACACUUGGGAAAGCUGCAAUAAACUCGAGAAUUUACCACGUUGUACUUGGAAUAGAGGUCGUAUCAACCUGAGUAAACUCGAAGAGGCCGAUACACUGAUGCAAGAGCUAUUUAAACUUUUUCUUAACGAUGUCACUGCAGAGACCAUUUGA
This is a messenger RNA of Adineta steineri, 3372 nucleotides long. NCBI's taxonomy places the organism in Eukaryota, Metazoa, Rotifera, Eurotatoria, Adinetida, Adinetidae. The record is from the annotation of a GenBank genome assembly.